Molecule: messenger RNA, 1242 nt
Organism: Angiostrongylus costaricensis
Lineage: Eukaryota; Metazoa; Nematoda; Chromadorea; Rhabditida; Metastrongylidae
Source: the annotation of a GenBank genome assembly
AUGUCACUGAAUCGGUCUAUGCAUCCACGUAAUCCCUACAAGGAGAGCCCUCCGGACUUCAACGAUCUCGCUACCCGUUUCCCCGAUUUUCGAGCUCAUUGUACCCUUGGAAACAAUGGUAGGGUUUUCGUGAAUUUUCAAGAAGAUGGGGCAGUGCGCUCUCUAACCAAAGCUUUGCUAAAGAAAGAUUUCGAUCUUGAGGUCGAGCUUCCACAUGGUUGUUUAGUUCCACGCGUUCCUCAGCGCUUGAAUUAUAUUCUGUUCAUUGAAGACUUGUUAAAACUAAACCAAAUUGAGAAUAAUGUUAUUGGUAUUGAUAUCGGCACAGGUGCUUCGUGCAUAUACGCCCUGCUUGGUGCCCGCUGGGCGGGUUGGAAAUUCUUCGCCACGGAGACGAACACCAAGGCUGCGGAGGCGGCUAAUGCAAACGUCGUUCGAAAUCGGCUUGGCCAUCUCAUACGUGUCAUUCAUAUCAGCGAACAAUCCACGACAUUAAUCAAGUUCACCUUUUGUAUGUGUAAUCCCCCUUUUUUCGAGUCAUGUGAAACAAGUAAGGUACGGUUUAUUGGCGGAGAGGUGGCGUUCAUUGGAAGGCUCAUUGAUGAAAGUGUGCUGCUACAGACGCAAGUCAGCAUUUAUACGACUAUGCUUGGUAAGAAGAGUAGUAUUUCUGUGUUGUGCCGUCGAUUGUCUCGAAUAGAUGGAGUAAGGUACACCGUGUCAACAUUGUCGCAAGGCAGGACUCUACGCUGGGUGUUAGCGUGGACUUUUUUGCCUCAAAUUCAUUUGGAAAAUGUAAGGAUUCCCUUUGUAAUAUUUUUCAGAAAAGUUUCUCUGCUCUUUUUCUUCCUUUCCCAGACACUAAUUUGUUCUGCUCGAAAUGUAACGUGGACAAAUCAACGUGCUAAACGACGAGCUGAUGCCAAGCUGAACACACCAGCUAUGAAAAGGAUGAAGUUUUCAAAUUCUGAUGUUGGUAUUCAAGUUUCAAUGGGAGUCGGUGAUGGACGAGACUCAUUAUCCAAUUCGGGGAACUUUGAAUCCUGCAUUAGUAUACCCAAUUCCUACGGUCGUUUUGAUGUACAUACACAGGCCUAUUUCCCAUGCCCAGUACGUCCAUCGGUGUUACGUUUUCGUGUAAUACAUUUCCGAGAAAAUUGUGGAAUUUCCUUCGAGUAUAUUGACGGCUACAAACCAGGGUUAUAUCAACUGUUGCAAUUUCUUAAAAAUCAGAUAAAAUGA